Molecule: messenger RNA, 1898 nt
Organism: Theobroma cacao (cacao)
Lineage: Eukaryota; Viridiplantae; Streptophyta; Magnoliopsida; Malvales; Malvaceae
Product: hexose carrier protein HEX6-like
Biological process (GO): monosaccharide transmembrane transport
Cellular component (GO): membrane
Molecular function (GO): monosaccharide transmembrane transporter activity
Source: RefSeq, a predicted model, not a curated record
UCAUGCUCCUACAAAAUUCAAAGAAAGCGAUAUGAUCCAUGGCAUACGGCUGCACUCUACCUACUAGUCAAGGAAGACUGCUCAGUUUAAGCCUUCCAUUAUCUAUAAUCUUACAAAGUAGACUAUAUCUCUCACAUUUGUUCGUCAGUGAGCUUUGGGGAAUUGAGCUAUGGCAGCUGGGUUAGCAAUAACAAGUGAAGGUGGGCGGUACAAUGGCAGGAUGACCCUUCUUGUUCUUCUGUCAUGUAUGAUGGCUGCCACAGGAGGAAUUAUCUUUGGUUAUGAUCUUGGAAUUUCAGGUGGAGUGACAUCUAUGGAGCCUUUUCUCAAGAAGUUCUUUCCAAAGGUUAACACAAAGAUGAAAGAAGACACCAAGAUUAGCAAUUACUGCAAAUUUGAUAGCCAACUGUUGACUUCAUUUACAUCUUCACUCUACAUAGCCGGCCUUAUUUCGUCUUUCUUCGCAUCACCUGUGACCAGAGCCUUUGGACGCAAGCCAUCGAUUCUUAUAGGAGGAGCUGCAUUCCUUGCUGGUUCAGCCCUUGGUGGUGCUGCUUUUAACGUGUACAUGUUGAUAUUUGGUCGUGUCUUGCUUGGGGUUGGGGUUGGAUUUGCAAACCAAUCAGUCCCAUUAUACAUCUCCGAAAUGGCACUUCCCAGACACAGAGGAGCAAUGAACAUUGGCUUCCAAUGCGGUGUUGGCAUCGGAGUGCUUUCAGCUAACAUUAUAAAUUUUGGCACUGAAAAGAUUGAAGGUGGAUGGGGUUGGCGUAUCUCCCUGGCGUUGGCAGCACUCCCGGCCUCAUUCCUGACAAUAGGAGCUCUUCUUCUCCCUGAAACACCCAACAGCUUAAUCCAGAACAGCAAUAACCACCAAAAGGCGAAAAGUGUGCUGCAACGCAUACGAGGCACCGCUGAUGUCCAAGCAGAACUUGAUGAUCUCAUCAAAGCAAGCUCAAUUUCAAAAACAACCAACCACCCAUUUCAGAAAAUUAUACAAAGAAAAUACAGGCCUCAAUUUGUAAUGGCAAUAGCUUUACCAUUUUUCCAGCAAGUGACAGGCAUAAAUGUCAUUACAUUCUAUGCUCCAAUCCUGUUCAGGACAAUUGGGCAAGGUGAAAGUGCUUCACUCAUGUCUGCAGUUGUGACUGGCCUUGUUGGUACUACUGCUACAUUCGUAUCAAUGCUUGCAGUGGAUAAGGUUGGCCGAAGGGCCUUGCUUAUGAUUGGGGGAAUCCAAAUGCUUGUGACACAAAUAAUUAUUGGAGGAAUUAUGGCAGCUUUGCUAGGGGAUCAUGGUGGAUUAAGCAAAGGAUACGCUUACUUAGUUUUAGCUUUAAUUUGUGUAUAUGUUGCUGGUUUUGCAUGGUCAUGGGGUCCGUUGGGAUGGUUAGUUCCUAGUGAGAUUUUUCCUUUGGAGAUUAGAUCAGCAGGGCAAAGUAUUACAGUAGCAGUGGGCUUUCUCUUCACUUUCAUCAUUGCACAAACUUUUCUAGCUAUGCUCUGCCACUUCAAGUCAGGGAUUUUCUUCUUUUUCGGAGGAUGGGUGGUGUUGAUGACUGCAUUUGUAUACUUUUUCUUGCCAGAGACUAAAAAUGUGCCAAUUGAGCAAAUGGAAAAAGUAUGGAGGGAGCACUGGUUCUGGAAAAGGAUUGUUGGAGAGGUGGAUGAGAAGGUUUACACACAGGGGGCAAGAUGUUAAAUUUGAUUGAAGUUGCAUUCUCAUUAUAUAUCUAGCAAGAAGAAAUUAAUAUUUCUGUGGAGUGAUUCCAACCACAGUUGCUUCAUUAUAUAUGCAAAGCCAUAGCAUGGUAGUUCGCAAUUAUAGUAGAACAUACCACUUAGGCUUAGGUCAAGUGAUGAGAUUUGAAUACAACAAAGUUACUUUCAAGUGGUUA